Molecule: messenger RNA, 834 nt
Organism: Coccomyxa subellipsoidea C-169
Lineage: Eukaryota; Viridiplantae; Chlorophyta; Trebouxiophyceae; Coccomyxaceae
Product: P-loop containing nucleoside triphosphate hydrolase protein
Exons: 6
Coding region: 1-834 (277 amino acids)
Biological process (GO): iron-sulfur cluster assembly; mitochondrial respiratory chain complex I assembly
Cellular component (GO): mitochondrion
Molecular function (GO): ATP-dependent FeS chaperone activity; ATP binding; 4 iron, 4 sulfur cluster binding
Source: RefSeq, a predicted model, not a curated record
AUGGGCCCUCCUGUGCCACGGCUGGGCAUUCCGGGAGUAGAUCACAUUAUUGCUGUAGCCUCUGGCAAGGGAGGGGUAGGGAAAUCCACCACAGCAGUCAACCUAGCAAUUGCACUGGCAAGGGGCUCCAAUCUCAGGGUUGGGCUGAUGGAUGCGGAUGUGUUUGGCCCAUCGAUCCCUAGGAUGAUGAAGCUACAGGGGAAGCCUGAGAUAGACAAGGCUGGGAAGAUGCUGCCACUUCAGAACUACGGCAUCCGCUGCAUGUCCAUGGGGUUCUUGAUGCAGGAUGACUCACCGGCGGUGUGGAGGGGUCCGAUGGUGAUGAGCGCCAUAGACACCUUCAUAAAGAAGGUCAACUGGGGUGACCUGGACGUGUUAGUCAUUGACAUGCCGCCCGGCACUGGGGAUGUCCAGCUCAGCGUCACCCAGCGCCUGCGCCUCUCUGGCGCUGUCAUGGUGUCCACCCCCCAGGACAUUGCGCUGAUAGACGCGCGGAGGGGGGCGGGCAUGUUCAGGAAGGUGGCGGUGCCCAUCAUGGGCAUCAUCGAGAACAUGAGCUACUACCGCUGCCCAAACUGCGGCCACAGCGAGCACAUCUUCGGCCACGACGGCGCCAAGCGCACAGGAGAGGAGCUCAACAUGGAGCUCCUUGGACAGGUGCCUUUGGAGAUUGGGAUCCGGGAGACGUCGGAUGCAGGGACGCCGAUAGUGGCCAGCCAGCCAGACAGCCCCACGGCCCAGGUGUACUGUGACAUCGCCGACCGGCUGCGGCACAAGCUACGACUAGUUGAGCCGCAGUCAGGGCCCCGCAGGGAUGACCAGAAGCCACCCUAG